AUAACUUCACUUUUUUCCAUUUUCUUUUUCCUUUAUUUUCUGUAUCAAGAAUUUCGUUGAUUUCAAUGACGGCCCUACUCAAAUAGAUGUUGAGGCUACUGUUCAGUCCGGGGUAAAAGCAGUUGAGCUUAUGGUAAUGUUGCUUUUGUGUUGUUUUUUGGUUGUGUAAAGGUUGUUAUUUUUUAACCAUGAUCUAAUUCCUUUUUAAUACCAUAUAUAAACAGAUGUCUUCAGAUGGAAUUGGUGGUGAUCCUUGUAAACAGAUUUCAGUUUCUGAAAAUGUUGAGGUUACGGAUCGUCGUCUUGUUUGUUUUGAGAUGGGUGCAACAGGUCUCAAUGUUGAUUCUAACAUUGAACUUGAAGAUGACCCAAUUGCCGUUGAAGAAACUCCUCUUGUUGACAAGAGGAAAUCUAAGAAACCCAUAGCGCUGACGUCUCCGUUUAUCGAGUAUGACUCUUCCAUUUCUAGUUCUAAAGAUGGUUCUGGUUAUGGAGUUGUUAAGUAUGUGGCUGGGUUGUGUCCUCUCGAUGAUAAGAUUGGUGAAGAUGUAGAACAUAAAGACGAGAUUGAUUUUGACUUGUGGCUUGGUGAAGGACGCCGAUCGAAGAAAGAUCCGUAAGUGUUUAUUUUCAGCAUUUUUGUUGUGUUUUUGUAUUUUUUGUUUUUUACUUUACUAUUUAUGUUUCAUUUUUUUUUUAAAUGUUAGGCAUGAUAAGGAGAAGGUUUACUUGAAGGGUAAGGAUAAGAUUGUUCCCCCUUUUCGUUUUGGCGUGGAAGAUGUUGCAACCAAGAUGUGGUUCCACAAGCUUGCAUAUCCUGGCCAAUGUUUGACUAAUUCUGUAAGUUAAUGUAUUUUUUCUUUUGAUUUUUUUCAAAAAUUUCAGUCUAUAGUUUUCUUCAUGUUGUUUGUUGGUUGUUUUUUAGUUGUUGAAAUAUAAUUCAUUUUCUGAUUUUCGAACAUUUCUCAUUUUUUAUUGUUCAACAUCUGGACAUCAUUUUUUACUAUCUACGUAAAAAAGGAAAGUAUGCAAAGGAGCCAAAGGUUAAGUUCACAACCACCGAUUGCUUAUUCUUCAAAACCAUUCAUGCUUUGUAUGAAAAAUUUAUUGCAUAGAAAAAAAAUCUUUCUUUGAUAACUGCCCAGCAUGCCAUUACUGAUUAUAUAAGAGGUAGAAAAAUGUUAUGUGGUUCCCCUUGGCAUUUGUGCGAUCAUGUUUUCUUUAUCAUCCAUAUGGAGACGGAAUCACAUUGGAUUCUUGGUCGAUUGAAUAUUGAGGAAAGGCGUGUGUACAUGUACAACUCCUUGUCGACUGCUAUGAAAGAUAGUGCUGCUAUCAAAGCUUGUCAGCCAUUUGCGGUGUUGUUGUCCCACUUUUUUGCUUUGUUUGAUGAGUUCAAAAAGGAAAACAAACCGGUUUGUUUAGACCCUUUCGAAGUUGUUAAGGUUGAUGGUUUGCCUCAACAAACCUCGAAGUAAGUUGUUUUUAUUUUUUAUUUUCAAAUGUUUUUAAAAUUUGUAAUGUUAUUUUCCUUUUUUAAGUUUUUCUGCUGUUGUUUUUUGGUUGUUUUGCAGUGACUGUGGUUGUUUCGUUGCAUCGUUCGCCGAAUACUUUAUUGAUAUGAAACCGAUUCCUCCCAUAUUUGAUGUUGAGAAACACCGUGAUAGGCUUGCUGUGUUGUUCUAUAAGUAUGCUCGCAUGAAAGAAGUGGAAUUUAUUGAUAGUGAAGAUGAGGCUCCUCCAAAGGGUCCAAAGAAGAAUUUGUCUUAGUUAUCUAUUGGUUGUUGUUGGAAAUACUACUUUUUUUUUUAUGUAGCUUUUGUUUUUUCUAUUACCAGAUUAUGUUCAUAAUCAUAGACAAGUUGUUGUUUCUAUCAUGUUUUUUUCUUAAUUGGAGUUGGUUUUUAAUUUGUUCAUAUUUUUGGAUUUUUAAUCUUUAUAUUUACUCUUAGUCAUGACAGCAUACUAUUAACAACCUUAUUACAACCAUCUGACAAACAACUAAAUUGCAUUUGUAAUCACUUUAUGUAGUUUAUUUUUCCUUCUUAUUAAUUUCAACCUUCUUCCACUUAUUUAAUUAUUUAACUAUAAUAUUUGAUGUUCUUUUGUAUAUUAAUGAUAAUAAUACCAAUUCCCUAUUAUCAAUAUCUCUCCACAUAAAAAAUCACAAUAAAAAAAUGUAUGUAACAACCAAUCUUAAUAUGCAGUAUGUGUUUUCUAAAUGUUUUAAUAUAGUUAUUUUUUGGUUGAUGUGUAGUUGUUUCCACUUCUAUGCUGUAAUUCUUCUGCAGGUCUUUUUGUUAUGUCCCUUUUGUCCACACUUGCCACACUUGUUUUGUUUCUUUGUUUCCCAAGCUGCUGCCAUUCUUCUUUUCCUCGGCCUUCCAGACUUGAUUCUCUCCUUUGGAGGCAACACUAUGAUUUCUUCAAAAAAAUCUGGAAGUUCCCAUUCUCUUACGUUUCCAACU
Molecule: messenger RNA, 2468 nt
Organism: Cannabis sativa
Lineage: Eukaryota; Viridiplantae; Streptophyta; Magnoliopsida; Rosales; Cannabaceae
Exons: 2
Coding region: 225-620 (131 amino acids)
Biological process (GO): proteolysis
Molecular function (GO): cysteine-type peptidase activity
Source: RefSeq, a predicted model, not a curated record